Daphnia pulicaria is the source of this 3745-nucleotide messenger RNA. Its product is annotated as SRSF protein kinase 3-like. The transcript has 13 exons. The coding region runs from base 103 to 2094 and encodes 663 amino acids. NCBI's taxonomy places the organism in Eukaryota, Metazoa, Arthropoda, Branchiopoda, Diplostraca, Daphniidae. The record is from RefSeq and is a predicted model, not a curated record. Gene Ontology annotation, molecular function: protein kinase activity; ATP binding. Gene Ontology annotation, biological process: regulation of mRNA processing; protein phosphorylation; spliceosomal complex assembly.
GAUAAUACGGCAACGCAGCUCUCUCCCAUCGAAUAUGGCCGCCGAUUGUUGCUCAGUAUAAGCGUCCCAAACUCGUCCGGGUCCCGAUUUUUUUAAACAAACAUGAGCUCAAUCAAGAGUGAUACCAACCGCAGAGUGCUAGCUAUCCAGGCAAAGAAGAAGAGGUACAAAAAUUCAAAUAAAGGCAAGGGGCGACCGAGAGAAAAGGAAACGAGAGAAGAAGAUUCCAACAAAAAGGACAAAAGGCCAACAACUAAACCUACAGUGAGGAAUGACGUCAAAGGAUCCAUUUCUGAAACACUCGAUGAAGAUGAAGAGAUCCUCGGUUCCGAUGAUGACGAACAAGAAGAUCCAAGGGAUUACACCAAAGGUGGUUACCAUCCGGUGAAAAUCGGCGAUCUCUUCCACAAUCGAUACCAUGUCGUGCGCAAGUUGGGCUGGGGCCAUUUCUCCACCGUCUGGCUCUGCUGGGACUUGGUGGCGAAACGGUUUGUGGCGCUCAAAGUGGUCAAGAGCGCGUCGCAUUACACGGAGACGGCGCUGGACGAGAUCAAGUUGCUCCGUUGCGUCCGCGAGAGCGACGAAACGGACCCAAAACGCGAGAAGACGGUCCAGCUUCUUGAUGAUUUUAAGAUUAGCGGCAUUAAUGGCACGCACGUCUGUAUGGUCUUUGAAGUGCUCGGUCACAAUCUUCUCAAACUCAUCAUACGCAGCCAGUACCAAGGCAUUCCUCUGCUCAACGUCAAGACCAUCAUCCGCCAGGUUCUCGAAGGUUUAGACUAUUUGCACACCAAGUGUCGCAUCAUCCACACGGACAUCAAACCCGAGAACAUUUUGAUUUGCGUCGAUGAGCCAUUCAUUCGGAAACUCGCAGCCGAUGCUACCCAGUGGCACAAGAUGGGCAUGAAACUCCCCGGUUCUUUAGUGAGUACGGCGCCAAAAGAACUGCAGUCUACCAAUACGACCAACAUGUCAAAAAGCAAGAAGAAGAAGAUGAAAAAGAAGGCCAAAAAGAAGGCGGAGUUACUGGAAAAGCAGCUCCAGCAAUUGGAGGAGCUGGAAGAGAAUCUCCAGAUUAACGGAUGUAAAGAGACGGAAACAAACGGAACGAGCUUGCAAGCUGCGGAUGAAGCGUGCGCGGCGAAUCCCACUCUCAGGAACGGUGGAUCCAACAAUGUAGAACAUCGCAAGAGUUUUGCGGAGAUGACGGAGGCUCAAGUUCAUCCGGCUUCGUCUGCUUCCGCUCCCGAGGGCUUCCUUAACCCUCAGGAUAAUCCGAACGGCAACGAGAACUCGACGACCAGUGAAAGCGGAAUGCGUCGCACGUCUUCGGUUCCAGAUCAGCGGUCGUUGCUGGACAAGAGACCAGAUCCCGUCCGAGAAGUCUGGCCUGACAUGUUGGUGAAAAUUGCAGAUUUGGGCAACGCCUGCUGGGUGCAUCACCACUUUACGGAGGAUAUUCAAACGAGGCAAUACCGUUGCCUUGAAGUUUUAUUGGGUGCUGGAUACGGGACUCCGGCCGAUAUUUGGAGCACGGCCUGCAUGGCGUUCGAGCUGGCGACCGGUGACUACCUGUUCGAGCCGCACUCUGGCGAGGAUUAUUCGAGGGACGAGGAUCAUUUGGCCCACAUAAUCGAACUUUUGGGUGAUAUUCCAAAACACAUUGCGGCUUCUGGGAAAUACUCGCGGGUCUUCUUCAACAAAAAGGGAGAAUUGCGGCACAUCACGAAGCUGAAGCCGUGGGGUCUCUUCGAGGUGCUAACGGAAAAAUACGAGUGGGAUAUCCAGCAAGCGCGGGACUUUGCGGAAUUCCUGCAUCCCAUGUUGGCGUUUGAUCCGAACCAGCGAGCGACGGCGGCCGAGUGUCUACUUCAUCCGUGGCUUACGGGCGUGCCACUUGACGGCCAUCAGCAGCAGUUGCAGGCCGAGCGCCGUCAAUGUUUGUCGUUUGUUCACCAACCGACCGAAGAGGUUGGUGGCUUGGACGAUGAGGAGGAGGAUGACGACGACGAAGAUGAGGACGAUGAGGAUGACGAUGAAGAUGAUGACGACGACGAUGAUGAUUCGCCUCGGCAAGUCGUCGUCCCUUCAUGACAGUCUUCCGAUUUGACCGCAAUUCGUCGCUCACAUUGAUCAACCACCCGACCACUUCUCCAUCAUCCCACCACCCCACACUAAAGACAUAAAAGAAACACAUAACCAUCAUCUCUCAUUCAUAAAAAUGGUCCUGAAAUUAUUUUUUUGGAUUUUUGAUUCCCAUCCAUUCUUCCAGUUUGUUGACUUCAUCUAUUCCACCUUAACUUUCAUGAAACACAGUCCCUGGGCAGGGAGAAUCAUAUCCAUUUGAUGAGAAAACAAGCUGUCCCUCCACUAUCGUUCCCUCCCAUUCUCGUGUGUUUUCGAAUCAAAUCAGAUUUAAAAAUUUUUAUUUACACAAUUUGAUGGGAAAACAAGACAGGCCCUUGCAAAUGGAAUUCCAUCACUAUUAUAUCACCAGUCGCUUGGUCUGCAUUCAUAUAGAAACAAUAACAAAAAACGGGAAAAGUUUGCCAUCACGAGGAUUUCCAUUCCGAUUGCGGAAUGCGUUGCGAAAUUUAAUUUGCCGAUCACGAGACUCGGCGUCCAUUUGACCCGCUGGAGCCGUCGUUGGCCGAUUUUUAAUUUAUUUUCUUGUGAGUGAAAGGAUAGGCAACGCCUGCGUCUCGCCCAUUUAGACAUUGAGACAGCAUCGCCCGGAUGUUUGAAAAAAGAGAAAAGCGCCGACGCGUUCACCGUCGCUGAAUUUAAAUUAUUCUUUGAAUGUCGUCCCGACAUUCCAGACCGCCGUGACGGUACUCGAGAUGGCAUGACGUGUCUUGAAUUUGAUCGUCAUUUGUUCCCUUUUUUUUUUUUUUUUUUGUCUUGUCUUUCUGUUAAUGAGCAAAGUUUGGAGACUUAACGAACUUGGGUGGCACGAGAGGUGGGUGGCACUUACCGGUCGUCACAGGAGACAUUACGGAAUGGUACCUUAUGUGAUACGCCGUCGUCGAGGUCGAUUUCUUCAAAAAAAUUUCCCGUUUAAAAAAUGUCUUUAUUUUUAAAAAAUCUCGUUUAGCCUGCGGGGUAGGGUGUGGGUAGGGGGGGGGGGUUCACGUGUCGGUCGAAGAAUCCCAGGGCAAUAUCUAUCUCAUUGAAGUGGGUGAUUUUUCCUUUUUUUUUUCGUUUGCCUAUUGAUGUUGAUGCGUGAUGUCGGCAAGUUGUACUCGAAAAGGUGGAAGCAAAAGACAUUGGUAGUAAAUGGGUCGCUCGAUUCGGUUAGUAGAUUGACUCUUGUUGCUCUCUCCUUGUACACCACCACCCACUCUCUACCCCCUUCCUCACCCAAUGUUUAUUAUAAUUUCAACCAAUUAAGUCAUUGUAGCCCUCGAUUGAAGACAAGUGAAGAUGAAGAAGGAAAUUGUUGAUUAUCUUCCGAGUGCAAUCUACGGUUCUCUUGUAUCUUAUGUGACGCAAUCAACUCACCAUCCCUCCCUCGCAGUCUGUCAUCUUUAUUAUUUUUUUUUCUAUUUUCUGUAAUUGAGACGUCGAUCAGGAGGAGAAGGUGUAAGAAAAUGGUUCGAAAAUGAGACAAAAAAAAGUUUUGUUUGAGUUUUGUGUAUGGAAUCCCAACUCCCCUUAACCUUAUAGUCGUCAGUCGCGGAUUAUGUCACCAAUCCUGUAAAAAAAAACGAAAACAAAAUAAAAUAAACCCCAUGUUUAACUUCUG